AGAGAGCAGACGUUUUUCGUGAAAUCUUCAGAAACGCCUUCCUUGUUCACAAUGACUGACUGCUUGGCACUAACUCAAUCUACUGGCACCGUUGAAGAGCAGGAUUUGGUCUUGAGGGAAAUGAAGAGCCGUCUGGAGGACGUGACACACAACUACCACACUCUACUCGGGGAGUGGCAUAAACUACAGGAAGAACUCAAGGCGGAUCAGGUACCAAAGGACUAUGUGCUGGUUCACAAGAACGACCUAGCUCAGCUGGCCACAGAAACCUCCCAGCUGAAACUCAACCUGCCCAAGGUGAUAAACAGUGGUCUAUCUACAGCCACAACUAGAGUUGACUCACUACAGGAGGAGGUGGAUCGACUGAGACAGCAGAAUACCGUGGCUGAGGCAGACAUAGGGCAGUGGAAGUCCAGGUUCGAGGCUGCAGUUGCUGAAUGUCAGAAGGAGAAGGAGAGUAACCUACAGCUCCGGUGUGAGUUGCAGGAGCUGACAGAGCAGCUCAGCCAGCAGUCGGACUACAGCUCCAGCCUGGGAUCGUCCUGCUGUACAUUACUGUGGAGGGUGUCACGGUCGCAGGACACUGUACAGACACUGCUCAGCGGGACAAAGAUCGACGACUUCAUAAAUUUGGUGACCUCUACCGUGGAGAGCUACGUGUCUGCAUACAAAGAUGACUGGCCCCAAGACCAAUCAGACGAGUCGGGUUUCAUCCUGGCUCUUGUCGGUAUUAUCACCAAUGUUGCCGCCUCAGCAUACGGACGAGACUUCCUCAUCUCGCGAGACAGCGGACGCCACUUGGUCGGCACAUUCACGAACUUCCUCGCCGACGCCCCGUUGAAAAAGAGUGCCCGGCUCAAAAAUCUGCUGCUGAUGGCUCUAUACAACCUGAGUAUCAACCAGAGGGCGCUCAAGUACAUCUGCUCCAAGCCAGGCAUCAUGGGGCUCCUCGCCUGGCACCUACAAGAGGAGCCUGACUGUGACAACCGCCUAAACACGCUGCGUGUGGUUCACUCUCUGGUGUCAGACGAACACAACAACGCCAUCUUGCACGAGCUGGCAGAGGCUCUGCCAGAGCACUUCCUGCAGCAACUGACGGCAGACAAGAACCAGGACGUGCAGGACCUCGCUCUCGACCUCAUCAUGGACCUCAGACAAACCAAGCACGAGCAGUAGGGAGGUCAUCCACUUGUACAACACUGACGUCCUCGACGUCCAACAGCAUAUCGACGUGGUUCAUGGAGACAUUGUUCUCGUUGUGAGGAGGUUUCACAUCAACAUAUUUUUAAAUCGUACUUUAUACGACCUGCACAAUGCGUCUUUGUAACUCUCAUUGUCCCCUACACACAACAGAAACAGUCUUCCUACUGUAUGUACGAUACAUAUGAAUAUAGAUGUUGAUAAUCUGUCAUAAAAUUGAACUGUUUACAAGAAUUCUCUCGCCCUUACCUUUGAUGACAGAAUGUACAUAUUUAACAUAAGAAUUAGAUUUUGAAGGAUCGGUGAAGUGUAUUUGCACUCUGUUUAUAUAAGAUCUUGUGUGAAGCCCAUUUAUGGUGUCUCCCGCCGUGAUAUUGCUGGAAUAUUGCUAAAAGUAACCUCACCCACUCACUCACUCACUUAUAUAGAAUCUAUUGAUCACGCUGGUCACCGUUCAACACGACAUUAAUAAUAUAUCAUGUAUGAUAAAGUAAUUAUGUAGCAUAUCGUUUGUUUGUGAAAGCAUAAUUGUUACUCAUGAUAAAUUGUUGAUUUUCAAAUGGCCUUUAUCUCGACUCUGUUACGAAGACACAUGUUACAUUACUCGCAUAUAGAGCAUCAUUCUAUCUAAACCAUCCACCUCCGUGCUCUGAUGCACAGGGGGUCCUUAGCGCUACGCCAGUCGUAAGUAUGUGUUAUGGUAUGGGAGUUACGAUCACCUUAGCCCUAAGAUCGCUUUGGACAACGGCACACUGAGCUGCUACCAUCAUGAGUUAAUGCUGGGGCGUAACAAAACACUUGUAGAAAAAAAAAACGCGCACACACAUACAACGUUUCAUGUUCGUUGCCAUAUGAGUGUAAUAAUUUAACGCCAGAGUUAAAUCCUCACUGAGCAAAAUGUCGUGCAGUACACCCAACAUCCCAUUAUAACACGCGACAGUGGAGAUGAUCAUUGUUCCACCGUUUCAUGUAAACAACACACACACACACACACACACACACACACACACACACACACAGUUGUUAACACAACAGUAGGUUGGAUAUAUAUUGACACAUACUUAGGUUCAGUCCAUCUCUGAAUACACAAUUAGUUGAGCAGGACUGUCUCGUCACAAAAGGUAAAGAAGAGCGACCUAGGUUCGACUCGAUCGACUGACUGUAAAACCCUCUAAACUAUAAGACCAUAUUUUACUAUAGAGUGAAGCCGACCAGGGAUUGGGAUAGAUUACUUUGACAAUGGGUCGUUUUCAUUAUUGUGUUCUAGUGACUAAUU
Haliotis rubra (blacklip abalone) is the source of this 2476-nucleotide messenger RNA. RefSeq names its product heat shock factor 2-binding protein-like. Lineage: Eukaryota; Metazoa; Mollusca; Gastropoda; Lepetellida; Haliotidae. Gene Ontology annotation, cellular component: cytosol. The coding region runs from base 52 to 1176 and encodes 374 amino acids. The transcript is spliced from 10 exons. The record is from RefSeq and is a predicted model, not a curated record.